Orbicella faveolata is the source of this 1627-nucleotide messenger RNA. RefSeq lists its product as uncharacterized. The record is from RefSeq and is a predicted model, not a curated record. Lineage: Eukaryota; Metazoa; Cnidaria; Anthozoa; Scleractinia; Merulinidae.
CAAUUUUUAUCAUGUUUCUGACAGUGAUAUGCACAUUUGUUGCUGCUCCAUUGUUGAUUGCCAUUAUUUAUUGGCUUGUACAGAAUGGAAAACCUUGGGACAUGGCAAGUUUCUUUCAAACACCUCCUUUACAACUUGAACUGGCACUAAGGCAGUAUGAUGACUUCUUAGUCCUUAUUCUCUUCCAUCAUCAAACAAUCUUAAGUGCUGUCAAGUGUUUUGGUGAAGACACUGAAAGUGUGCUUAUUGGAAGUGCAUUUGAAGGUUGCUUUCUUCCAAAGAAUUUCAACAAUGGCAAAGGGUAUGGAGUUGAAUUUGACUUCUUUGUUCGUCUACCAUCACCCAUGGCUUGGGAGUCCCCAGGAGCUCUUCAGUAUAUGCCGCUUGAUGAACAACCGCAUCAAGUGCUUGUGAAGCUUUCAAGCCCAUCAACCUUAGAGUCCGAGUACAUUGGUAUUAAAAACAAAGUGCCAAAUUUAAGUGAUAGCUUUCUAAAAAAGUGUGAAGAUGGAUUUUAUUUGAAGAGAAACUUUAUGGAAGCCAUGGAGGAGAAAAUCCAGAAUUCUCUGAAGAAGGUUCUUGUGCAAAAGCCGGGUGGUAUGGAAAUGGUGUCUAGGUGUGAUGCAGAAAAAAACAGUGAAGGACUUCAGGCAUCCAUUGAUGUGUCAUUUUUAAAGCCUAUCACUGAACACUUGGGUAUGUUGCCACUAGAUCCCGACUCAUGGUCAGGAGAUGCAAUGACAAAUGCUCAAAUGCUGUGGGUUAAUCUUACAAACUGGAGUUCACCAUCUUGGCCCUCCAGGAUUUUCAAAGUUCAUCUUGUUUUGGAAUGUGACUGGCCUGCCGAUGCCAAGAUGAACUGGCUCCAAAGACAGCGAUACUGGCCAAGUGAGAAAACUGUACAGGAUGUUGCAGAAGCCCCUUGCUAUCUUCAUCCUCUGUGGGAUGAGGAAGAACCGAUAGAUGAGAGUGUAAUGACAUUUCAAAUGACCUUUGGGCUGGCAGAAUAUUUACUUUUCAUGGAAACUGGACCAAAAGAGAGGCAAUGUAUAGUAGUUCUAAAAGCUAUCAAGGAAAAGUAUUUUCACAAAUCUCAAAUCUUGUCCUCUUUUGUAAUCAAGAUGGUAUUUUUCUGGCAUUUAGAAUCAACUCCUUUAUCCGAGAGACAAGAUAUGGGUAGAGGAGAACUGCUUGUUUGCCUGCUGGACAAACUUGUUAGUUUCUUGAAUGACAACAAUUUGCCUCACUUUUUUCUCCCAAUUGUUAAUCUGCUGCAGCGUUUUGAUCCAGAUGACAUCAGUAGUACUUGUAGACAGGUGAAAAAAGUAAAAAGAAACAUGUUGGCUUAUCUUCCCUCUGAGUUGUUUCAAGUUAAAUGCUCAAAAACAAUUGAUGAUGAUUUUGUUCAAACAGUGCUGCAGUUUGUUUAAAAGUAAUGAAAGUUGUUAUAAUUUAUAGCACUUAUAAUUUACAGGAAACAAUAAAAUAUUCAUCAAUAGCUGUUCUGUAAUGUGCUUUCUAAUAAAUGAAUGUGUAAAAGAAGGUAUGUGGUAAAAAUAUAAAAUACAGUAACUCUAAUUUUCUUAGCUCCAAUGAUGACUGUAAAUAAACCAUACAAUUUUCUCCA